CCCGGGGCGCCCGGGACCCCGAGGAGCGCCGCGAUGCCGGACGAGCUGACGGAGCCCGGGCGCGCCACGCCGGCCCGCGCCUCCUCCUUCCUUAUCGAGAACCUGCUGGCCGCGGAGGCCACCAAGGGCGCCGGUCGCGCAGCCCAGAGCGCCGGCGGCCGCGAGGACGAGGAGGACGACGGCGACGAGCCAGCAGACGGGGACCCCGAGCAGGCGUGCCGGCGACGGCUGCAGCGCCGCCGACAGCCGCGCGCGGGCCCCGGGCCUGGCGGGGAGGCGCGGGCCCGGGCGCUGCUCGGCCCGGGCGCCCUGGGCCUCGGCCCGCGGCCGCCCCCCGGGCCCGGGCCGCCCUACGCGCUGGGCUGCGGAGGCGCGAGCCGCUGGUACCCGCGGGCGCCCGGCGGCUACGGAGGCGGUCUGAGCCCUGACACCAGCGAUCGGGAUUCCCCGGAGACCAGCGAGGAGCUGGGCCGGGCCGAGGGCGCCUGGCCGCGUGGGCGAGGGCCGGCCGCAGCGCAGCGCGAGGCAGUGGAGCUGGCUGUGCGGGGCCCGGUGGCCGGAGCAGAGGAGGCGGCGGAGCUGGCCGAGACCCCGGCGGCGGCGGCGGUGGGGGAGGCCCGCAGCGCAGGUGGUGGCCGCAAGAAGAAGACGCGCACGGUCUUCUCUCGCAGCCAGGUCUUCCAGCUUGAGUCCACGUUCGACCUGAAGCGCUACCUGAGCAGCGCUGAGCGCGCCGGCUUGGCUGCAUCGCUGCAGCUCACCGAGACGCAGGUCAAGAUCUGGUUCCAGAACCGCCGGAACAAGUGGAAGCGGCAGCUGGCCGCGGAGCUGGAGGCGGCCAGUCUGUCCCCACCAGGCGCACAGCGCCUCGUCCGAGUCCCGGUGCUGUACCACGAGAGCCCCCCGGCCGCCGCCAGCGCGGCCUCUGGGGCUCCCACCACUCUGCCCUUCUCGCUGGCGCCCGCUGCGCCCGCGCCGCCCCCGCCGCUGCUCGGCUUCUCUGGCGCUCUUGCGUACCCUCUGGCCGCCUUCCCCGCGGCGGCCGCCUCCGUGCCCUUCCUGCGGGCGCAGAUGCCCGGGCUGGUGUGAGAGCCUGACGGAGGCAGUGCAAUGCUGGCGGUGGGGGCCAGGGGCGCGCAGGGUAGGGACCUACGAGGGGCUGCGCCCGCGGCCUCCUGUGCACUUCCAGAAUGUACCUGGCCCCGCGACGGUGCAAGGCUGAGUUCCCGCUCAGAAACGGGGAGCCUCACAGCACCAGGCACAGGGCCUAGGCCAGGCUGCCCCUGCCCUUGGGGUGCCCGGGGACCUGGCGCAGACCGGACUGGAGGGGAGCAAAGCUGGGAACAGGCUGGCCCAGGUGUUGCGGGUGCUGGCCCCAUGGAGAAGCCCUGUCCGGGGACU
Molecule: messenger RNA, 1401 nt
Organism: Ochotona princeps (American pika)
Lineage: Eukaryota; Metazoa; Chordata; Mammalia; Lagomorpha; Ochotonidae
Gene: HMX1
Product: H6 family homeobox 1
Exons: 2
Coding region: 34-1089 (351 amino acids)
Biological process (GO): regulation of transcription by RNA polymerase II; negative regulation of DNA-templated transcription
Cellular component (GO): nucleus
Molecular function (GO): RNA polymerase II transcription regulatory region sequence-specific DNA binding; DNA-binding transcription factor activity, RNA polymerase II-specific
Source: RefSeq, a predicted model, not a curated record